GUUCUUUGGUGACCGCAGUUGAAUAUAAUGAAACCAAUGAGGGUUACGCUCAAAACUUGGUGCCCAUUUGUCCCGGUGUAGAAAAGCCCGCUGAUAUCAAACCAAAAAAUUUAGGUAAAAUAAAAAUCGCAGUUUUCGAUGGUGGUCCGAUUUUAUUGUCCAAGUGGACCUCUUACAACUACCGCAACAUACAAGCCCUGGUCAAGGACCCUAACAUGGACCUCAGACGAAAGACGAUUGUGUAUUGUCCUGGAUAUUUAGAAUAUACUGCGUUCCCUGUUGGAAGGGUGUUGAUGAUGCAGUAUAAGCGUUUGGGGUACAACAUGCUAAUUUUGGAAUAUGUACACUUCACCGCAAACAUAUUCCCCAUCGUGGCACGCUUGAUGCGUCCUGUCGGCAAGCACGUCGCCGAAUUGCUAGCCAACCUGACUACGGUCGGUCUCGAACCGAACAAGCUGGAGCUGGUUGGCCUCAGCCUUGGUGGCGUGUCCAUGGCCUUUGUAGCCAAGAACUUCCAGCAAAUUACUGGUAAAAACAUCUCAAAGCUCACCGCUCUCGACCCUACUGGACCCUGCAUCAGACACCUUGGACCAGAGGAUAGGUUAGACCCCUCCGAUGCAGAUUUUGUCCUACAUGUUGCAACGAACGUCGGAGGACAUGGCAUAGGCACUCCGGUCGGACACGUAUCAGUCUAUGUAAACGGAGGGGAGUACCAGCCUGGCGCCCUUCCGUCGUAUUUAUGCGACAACUUAUGCAGUCACUUGCAAGCGUUUUUGAUAUGGAUAUCGGUCAUGGAAAAUCCUGGCAAAUUCGUCAUGAUGCUAUGUGAUUCUCAACAGCAGGCGAGAGACCACAACUGUUUUGAGAGGAAGCCAAUGGUAACGAACACUCUGGAUCUAUAUACGGAUGGAAAUAAGCCGGGUAUUUAUUACUUGGCAACGAGUCCUAAAUACCCGUAUUAUUUGGGUAAGAAAGGCUUGAAAAGAAGCGGCGCGGUUAUUUUGAACCACAUAAGUGAUCUUAAUGCUGUUGAUGUACUGCGGGUCUGAAGAU
Molecule: messenger RNA, 1053 nt
Organism: Cydia amplana
Lineage: Eukaryota; Metazoa; Arthropoda; Insecta; Lepidoptera; Tortricidae
Product: phospholipase A1 member A-like
Exons: 3
Coding region: 216-1049 (277 amino acids)
Biological process (GO): lipid catabolic process
Molecular function (GO): lipase activity
Source: RefSeq, a predicted model, not a curated record